UGACGUCAUCGAGUACGCUGACGUCAGGUAGAGGCCUAGUGGACGUCGCAUUGGGUGUCCCCUUUUUGCUGAUGAGGUUGUCUUGUCCCCUCUGUACACCGUCACGCUGUGUUUAGCAUCUCUCUCCGCGUUUCAUAUUGUGAGCGUCUCUUCCUGUGACGGGAUCCCGAUAGGAGGUGACUCCCCGGGGGACCCGCGACGUUCACCCCGGUGAUUGGCUGGAGCGGAUUUCUGUUCUGUGAGUUCAGAGGACGCAGGUUAUUAUGGAAGAAGUCUCCAAGAAUAGUUCAGAACCCACUCAGACAAUCUCCGCUUCAGUACUGCAAGCAGCACAAAUCUCUCAGAUUGCUCAGCAGAUGUCAUUGAGAGGUUCCACUCCCAUUGUUUUCCAAGUUCCUGGUGGGGAACAAGUCCACGUUCAGGGUGUUAUUCAUACAGCCCAAUCGUCGUCAGUAAUACAUUCUCCUCAGGUUGCUGCAGGGCAGGUUUCAUCACUAUCAGAAAGUGAUGACUCUCAGGAUUCAUCUGACAGUAUUGAUUCUUCACGAAAAAUACGGGGUAUCUUAGCUCGUCGGCCAUCAUACAGGAAAAUUCUGAAAGAUCUGUCUUCGGAAGACACUGGUGAAAGAAAGCAUAGUGACGAUAAUGCUGGGGUUUCUACUGUUACAUCUAUUCCUUCUUCUACAACUAUAUAUCAGACGAGUACCGGACAAUAUGUCACUAUUGCUCCAAACGGAACUUUACAGUUUGCUGGCUCAGGAUCUGAUGCAGUUCAGGGUUUGCAGACAUUAACUAUGUCAAAUGCUGGAAGUGCCCAGGGAGGUACAACUAUACUACAGUAUGCCCAGACUUCAGAUGGACAGCAGAUCCUAGUACCUAGCAAUCAGGUGGUUGUACAAACUGCUUCUGGAGAUAUGCAGGCGUACCAGAUACGAACUACCUCAACCACCACCUCCCUUCCACAAACUGUGGUAAUGACUUCCCCAGUUACACUGUCUUGUCCUUCAACCAAAACGGAUGAUCCCCAGCUAAAACGUGAAAUAAGGCUAAUGAAAAAUAGGGAGGCAGCUAGAGAAUGCCGUAGAAAGAAGAAAGAAUAUGUUAAAUGCUUGGAGAACAGAGUUGCAGUGCUUGAAAAUCAAAACAAAACAUUAAUUGAAGAGCUAAAGACUUUAAAAGAUCUUUAUUGUCAUAAAACCGUUUGAAAUGGAUUUUUGUUUUCAUUUUAGAGGGGACUUUUUUUAUAUACUGAAUUUUCUAAAAUUAAAGUGAGAGGCCUUCUCAGUCUUUUAAAGAAAAAAAAAAUCAAUUUAACUUAUAAUUGUAUAAACGUCCGAAGAAUGUUACUGCCUGUGCUGCAAGCCCUAAAACCAACCAAUAUAGUGACUGUACCACUGAAAACAAAAUUCUGAAUUGUGGAUGGCCAAUGGCCAUUAAAUAUUUUCUAAAAUGUAUCUAGUACACAAUUCCUGCUUUUAAAUUAAUAAAGUAAUAUGAAUUACUGUCAAAUGUGGGAAAAAUAACUAUAGGCUUUUGCUUGCGUUGUCAACAUUCUGUUUCAUUUUCAUGUACAUAUUUUGCUUCUUUCUAUUAGCCCCAGUUUUAAACUUAAAGAUUACUUUAGUAAAAGUAUAACUUUACAGUAAAAAUGUUUACUUAUUGUACCAUAUAUAUUUUUUUUCAUUUCAUUGCUGUGUUUUUUUGUUUGUUUUUUUCCUAAGUUUUUUCAAUUGGGUUCUUUGGGGUAUCUUUUGCCAGUUUUAUUCCAAAAGGCACCUUUGGUACCUGCUAUAAUGGCCAUUAAGAGCUCUUGAUAAAUCCAUUAUAAACCAAAUAUUGGUUAGUGGGCAGAGCGGGACUAAAUUUAUGAAAGUGUUCAUAUUUUUGGCUACUCUGUGUGAUUUUACAUUUCUAUAAAUAAAUGGUGUGAUUAUUUACAUAA
Messenger RNA from Bombina bombina (fire-bellied toad), 1942 nucleotides. RefSeq names its product activating transcription factor 1 (gene ATF1). Lineage: Eukaryota; Metazoa; Chordata; Amphibia; Anura; Bombinatoridae. Gene Ontology annotation, cellular component: nucleus; ATF4-CREB1 transcription factor complex. The transcript has 8 exons. Bases 264 to 1205 code for a protein of 313 amino acids. The record is from RefSeq and is a predicted model, not a curated record. Gene Ontology annotation, biological process: regulation of transcription by RNA polymerase II. Gene Ontology annotation, molecular function: protein binding; RNA polymerase II cis-regulatory region sequence-specific DNA binding; DNA-binding transcription factor activity, RNA polymerase II-specific.